This is a messenger RNA of Plasmodium gonderi, 1899 nucleotides long. RefSeq names its product flavoprotein subunit of succinate dehydrogenase. The record is from RefSeq and is a predicted model, not a curated record. Gene Ontology annotation, biological process: mitochondrial electron transport, succinate to ubiquinone; tricarboxylic acid cycle. The coding region runs from base 1 to 1899 and encodes 632 amino acids. The transcript has a single exon. Lineage: Eukaryota; Apicomplexa; Aconoidasida; Haemosporida; Plasmodiidae. Gene Ontology annotation, molecular function: succinate dehydrogenase (quinone) activity; electron transfer activity; flavin adenine dinucleotide binding.
AUGCUCAGAAAAAUUCCUAAACAUUACUUGCCAUUUAUGUAUUCGAAUUGCUUCAAUUUUUCAAAUGUGAAAAAAAAAGCAUACGACAUUGUUGAUCAUCACUAUGACGCGGUAAUAGUUGGUGCAGGUGGAGCAGGAUUACGGUCUGCUUUAGAAUUGUCUAAGAAUAAUUACAAGGUAGCAUGCAUAAGCAAAUUAUUUCCAACAAGGUCCCAUACUGUAGCAGCACAAGGUGGCAUAAAUGCUGCCUUAGGGAAUAUGACGGAAGAUGAUUGGAGAUGGCAUGCAUAUGAUACUAUUAAAGGUUCUGAUUGGUUAGGGGAUCAAAAUGCUAUUCAGUACAUGUGUAGAGAAGCUCCUGCAUCUGUUUUAGAAUUAGAAGAAUUUGGAUUACCAUUUUCAAGAACAAAACAUGGGAAAAUUUAUCAAAGAGCAUUUGGAGGACAAAGUUUAAAAUUUGGAAAAGGAGGACAAGCAUAUAGAUGUGCAGCGGCUGCAGACAGAACAGGGCAUGCAAUGUUGCAUACCUUGUAUGGUCAAUCAUUAGCAUACAAUUGUGUUUUUUUUGUUGAAUAUUUUGUAUUAGAUUUGUUAAUGGCUAGUCCACAUCAUUGUAUUGGUGUCAUUUGUAUAAAUAUAGCUGAUGGGAAAAUUCAUAGAUUUUUCUCACCCCAUACUGUAAUUGCUACUGGUGGUUAUGGUAGAGCAUAUUUAUCCUGUACCUCAGCACAUGCAUGUACAGGAGAUGGAAAUGCAAUUGUUGCAAGGAGUAAACUUCCCUUACAAGACUUAGAAUUUGUGCAAUUUCAUCCUACUGGUAUAUAUCCUGCAGGAUGUCUAAUUACUGAAGGUUGUAGAGGAGAAGGAGGUAUAUUAAGAAACAGAGAAGGAGAAGCAUUUAUGAUGAGAUAUGCACCAAAAGCAAAAGAUUUGGCAAGUCGGGAUGUAGUCAGCCGAGCUAUGACUAUAGAAAUAAAUGAAGGCAGAGGAUGUGGUCCAAAUGCAGAUCAUAUUUACCUAGACUUAACACAUCUACCAUAUGAAACAUUAAAAGAAAGAUUACCAGGUAUAAUGGAAACGGCCAAAAUAUUUGCUGGAGUCAAUGUCACCAAUCAAUAUAUUCCGGUUCUCCCAACUGUGCAUUAUAACAUGGGAGGUAUACCAACAAAUUACAAAACUCAAGUACUAACACAAAAGGUCAAUUUAUCAAAAGGUAUAAAUAUUUCAAAAGAUGACAUUAUUGUUCAAGGUCUGUAUGCAGCAGGAGAAGCAGCUUCUGCAUCUGUUCAUGGUGCGAAUCGGUUGGGAGCAAAUUCACUUCUAGAUAUUGUCGUCUUUGGAAAAAGAGCAGCUUUAACCAUCAUGGAAAUUGACAAACCUAAUAUUCCAUCCAUAAACACACAUGCAGAUAUAGGGGAUGAAACUUUACAACGAUUAGAUAAAAUAAGGUUUAAUAAAGGAAACAUUUCAACUGCACAAAUACGUAAAAAAAUGCAAGUUUGCAUGCAAAGGCACGCAGCUGUUUUUAGAAUCGGACCUCUUUUAGAAGAAGGAUACAAACAAAUACUUCAUAUAUGUUCACAGUUUAACGAUGUGUAUGUUAAUGAUAAAACAUUAACAUGGAACACAGACUUGUUGGAAACAUUGGAAUUGGAAAAUUUAUUAACAUUAGCCUCUCAAACUAUAUUAGCUGCCAUAGAGCGAAAAGAGUCAAGGGGUGCACAUGCAAGGGAUGAUUUUCCUGAACGAGAUGACAAAAAUUUUUUAAAACAUUCUUUAACAUGGAUGACUGAGAGGGAUGUUGAAAAAUCUAAAUUUUUUACAACUUACAGGGAUGUUUUUAUGAACCCCUUGGAUGAAGAAAUGGAGCACAUUCCCCCUGUAAAGAGAGUUUACUGA